This is a messenger RNA of Durusdinium trenchii, 369 nucleotides long. The record is from the annotation of a GenBank genome assembly. Lineage: Eukaryota; Dinophyceae; Suessiales; Symbiodiniaceae.
AUGGCCUUGCUCGACGGCGACUUGGGGGAAGGCGCUGCCCAGCUUCGAGCUUCUUUGGAGGCUUUGCUCCAAGAGCUUGGUGCCAAGCGUGAAGAAGCGCGUGCCAGGCAACACAAAGAGGAAGCUUCAGCGGAGGAGGCCGCCAGGCUUGCAGACCAGGAGCCGGACAGGAUCUCAGCAGAUCCUGGCUUUUCCUUCACUGCUGACCUGGUGGUGAAAGAUGAUGAUACUGGCUUUGAACUUUGGAUUGGUUCGUUGGAGGAUGCCCUCAACCUGUGUGCGCUACGAGAUCGGGGCAUUGAUGCUGUCCUGAACUGCGCUAGAGAUGACUGUGAAGCUGAGAUUGCGUGCUUCAAACCCCAGAGGUAG